GAAGCUCUACGUCCUCCUCUCCGUGCUGCUCUGCCUCCUGAUAUCAGGGCUGGUGGUUUUCUUCCUCUUCCCCCACUCAGUGCUGGUGGAUGAUGAUGGAAUUAAGGUGGUUCAGGUCUGGUUUGACAAGAAGAACUCGGUCGUGGUCCUCUCCAUCACGGCCUCCCUGAGGAUCAGGAACUCCAACUUCUACUCGGUGACCAUGACCAGCCUGAGCAGUCAGGUGCAGUACAUGAACACUGUGGUGGGCAGCCAGCAGGUCACCGACGUCUCCAGCAUCCAGCCCCUGAGUGACAAACUGGUGAACUUCACUGUGAAGGUGGAGCUGGGUGGACCCUUCUCCUAUGUGUAUUUCUUCUGCACGUUUCCCAAGGUGAAGGUGCACAACAUAGUGAUCUUCAUGAGGACGUCGGUGAAGCUCUCCUACAUCGGGCACCUCACGCAGAGCGCUCUGGAGACCUACCACUACGUGGACUGCAGCAGCAACUCCACGGCUGCCCCAGCCCCCCUGGGCUCACCCUUCUCCUCCUCUCGAGGGGCUGCCAGAGCCCAGAGCGAGCCCCGAGGGCUAGUGGUUGCCCAGGUGGAUUUCUAG
This is a messenger RNA of Merops nubicus (carmine bee-eater), 595 nucleotides long. RefSeq names its product transmembrane protein 106C-like. NCBI's taxonomy places the organism in Eukaryota, Metazoa, Chordata, Aves, Coraciiformes, Meropidae. The transcript is spliced from 5 exons. The record is from RefSeq and is a predicted model, not a curated record. The annotation marks the transcript as partial.